AUGUCGAGCCUCUUGAUGGCCAGGCGGCCGUCUCACCCGGACGUGUCGACGAUCCCGACGCCGCAUUUGCAAAAGAUUGCCUUGUUUCUCACCUUUUUCUUCCCGGCUCUGUCGAUCCUUUCCGUGGCCCUGCGAGCGUUUUCUAGGCUGAGGACACGACAAUGGGGUUUAGAUGACUGGUUGAUCCUUGCGGCGCUGAUUUUCGCUGUUCUGAUGUGUCCUCCAUUCUAUAUGGACAUCAAGCUGUCGUACAUUGGCUGGGAGGCCAAGGACGUGCCCGAGUUCGAUCCCUCCCCGGGCCGGUGGUGGUUCUACCUCGCGCAGCUCUUCUACAACCCCGUCCUCGCCCUCGUCAAGGCCUCCAUCCUCGUGUUUCUCCUGCGCCUCGGCUCCCACCAGCGCUGGAUCCGGUGGUUCAUCUACGGCCUCAACACGUUCAAUGCCCUGCAGGCCAUCGCCGUCUUCCUCGUGGCGCUGCUGCAGUGCAUUCCCAUCUCGGCCAACUGGGACGCCGAGGCCGCGGCCACCGCCACCUGCGUCGACACCUCGUUCCACGUCGCCAUCUCGUGCCUGACCAUCUUGACGGAUAUCAUUGUUCUCAUUGCCUUGAUGGGUGUCUUUACGCUCGGUCUUGCCGUACUCAUCAUCGCCAUCGUCCGCCUCGUCCAGCUCUACCAGCUCUUCUACAGCACCCCGGACCCCAACGCGGACCCGUACCACAACAUCGGCAUCACGCUCAACACCGUCGAGGUCAACCUCGCCAUCAUCUGCGCCUGCGGUCCCGCCCUCCGCCCCUUGUUCAAGAGCUGGUUCCCCGCGCUCUUUGGCGGCUCCACGGGCCAGUACGGGAUCUCGGGCAACAAGGGCACGCACCCGCUCUACGGCGACGGCGGCAUCUCCCACCUCAGCGGCACGCACAGGCACACCACGGCCACGGGCGGCCCGUCCAUCGCGCUCAAGAGCCUGCGCGGCACCCGCGGCCAGCACACCGAGUGCCGCAGCAUCUCGCCCAGCGGCUCCGAGGAGGAGAUCAUGACGUACAACGGCAUCCUGCGCACGACGCAGGUCAAGCUCCACUACGAAAACGACUCCAACAGCGCGCAGAGCGAUUCCAAGAGUAAUAGGGAGGUGGUGCACGCCUCGUAA
Parascedosporium putredinis is the source of this 1146-nucleotide messenger RNA. The record is from the annotation of a GenBank genome assembly. NCBI's taxonomy places the organism in Eukaryota, Fungi, Ascomycota, Sordariomycetes, Microascales, Microascaceae.